CUCAUCACCACUUUUCACUACCCUCAUCUCCAUCCAAUUCACUACUUUCAUCAUGACUGUUAAGGCUGUCUGCGUCUUCCGCGCCAACGACAAGAACGUCACCGGCACCAUCCACUUUACCCAGGAGAACGAGGCUGCUCCUGUUCACGUCCAAGCCGAGUUGGGUGGCCUCCCUCAAGGCAAGCACGGAUUCCACGUCCAUGAAUUCGGUGAUAACACCAAUGGAUGCCUGUCUGCUGGCGCCCACUUCAACCCCCACGGCCAAACUCACGGUGCUCCUGAUGCUGCCGUCCGUCAUGCUGGUGAUCUCGGCAAUGUCACUGCCGAUGCUAAUGGCAAGGCUACUCUUAACAUCACUGACUCCCAGAUCAAGCUCAUUGGGCCUCACAGCAUUAUUGGCCGCACUAUUGUUGUCCACGAGAACGAAGAUGAUCUUGGACUUGGUGGACACGAGCUCUCGGCUACCACUGGCAACGCUGGUGGUCGUCUUGCCUGCGGUGUCAUUGGUAUUACCAAGUAAAUUUCUUAUUCUUCUUGAUCAACAACAACAACG
Molecule: messenger RNA, 553 nt
Organism: Lobosporangium transversale
Lineage: Eukaryota; Fungi; Mortierellomycota; Mortierellomycetes; Mortierellales; Mortierellaceae
Product: superoxide-dismutase
Exons: 3
Coding region: 53-520 (155 amino acids)
Biological process (GO): removal of superoxide radicals
Molecular function (GO): superoxide dismutase activity; copper ion binding
Source: RefSeq, a predicted model, not a curated record